Trichoderma harzianum CBS 226.95 is the source of this 817-nucleotide messenger RNA. RefSeq lists its product as hypothetical. The transcript has a single exon. Bases 74 to 553 code for a protein of 159 amino acids. The record is from RefSeq and is a predicted model, not a curated record. Lineage: Eukaryota; Fungi; Ascomycota; Sordariomycetes; Hypocreales; Hypocreaceae.
AUUGGAUCGAUCUUUCAUCUCUCUACUCAACAUCAUCUUCAGACAGACAAACUCGAAUUGCCAAAUCGCAAUCAUGAUCUGCUCCUCCUGCCGCUCCGCGCUACGUCUGCGCCUCCUCGCAACAGCCUCACGCCCUUCUCGCACGGCAAUUGCGCCUAUCGCAAACACUUUCAAGCCCACCAUCACCAACAAACUCUCUCCCCAGCGCACUCGCCAUCUCUCCUCAACGACAUCCCGCCAAUUCUCCAUGACUCCUCUCCGGAAAUACUCCUCGCCCUCUUCCAAUGAGCAGCUGGAAGAGCAAGAGGCGGACAUGUCACCCGCCGAAGCCUCGAUCGCGGCGAUUCUAGCGGAGAAGCUGAACCCGACGUCGCUGCUUGUGCAGGAUAUAUCAGGUGGUUGUGGGAGCAUGUAUGCUAUUGAUAUUACUUCGCCGGUGUUCAAGGGGUUGAAUAUGUUGAAGCAGCAGAGGAUGGUGAAUGCGGCUUUGGGGGAUCUUGUGAAGGAGUGGCAUGGGGUGCAGAUACGGACGAGGGUGCCGCCGGAGGAGUAAAGACAAACAUAAUGUCAUAAUGCCAAGUGGAAAUAAUUCAAUCGGAGACUUAGUAUCGGAAAAGUGAAUAAUAAAGGGAAGUCAAGAGGAGAAAAAUCUUAAAACUCUAUACAAGGAAGUGGCCUUUCUCGUUGUUGGCUGUAGGGGUGUUCUCGUUUGCUGCUAGCUAUGUAGCAAACCGUAUACCUCCACCAACGAAGAGAUCAAUGGGAUUAAAAACGACAGAACAAGAAAGUAAAUCAAUAGAUGGAGAAAGAAAGCGAG